UCUGUUCACCGAAUCUAUCGUCCGCCACACAGGCGCAAACCCUCCUUCCCCCUCGCCACAUCUGCCACGCCGCCGCCGCCAUGAAGCGCUCAGCCGACGCGAUGACGGAGCCGGCGAAGCCCGUGUUCCUCACCAAGGCUGAGCGGGAGCGCCUUGCGCUCGAGCGCCGCCAGGCCGCCGUCUCCGACCAGCGCCGCACCGCGCUCGACCUCCUCCAGUCCCUGCCCCGGCCCCCUCCGCCGCCGCCUCCGGGCGGCCCUCCCCCGUCCGGCUCCAACUCCGCUCCUCGUGAGUCCUCCAGCUCCCACCGAGACUCCUCCGACCGGGACCGGGACAGGGACCGGGACCGGGACCGCCGCCGCGACGACGACUCCCGCCGCGACCGAGAUCGGGAUCGGGAGCGCGACCGGGACGACUCCUCCCGCCGCGACAGGGACAGGGACAGGGACAGAGACCGAGACCGGCGCGACCGCGACCGGGACAGGGAUCGGGAGCGGGAGCGAGACCGGGACAGGGAGCGUGGAGACCGCGGGGACCGGGAGAGGGACCGGCAGGAGAAGAUGGCGGAGCGGGAGCGUGAGAAGGAGCUCGACGCGAUCAAGGAGCAGUACCUGGGGUCCAAGAAGCCCAAGAAGCGGGUCAUCAAGCCCUCGGAGAAGUUCCGCUUCUCCUUCGACUGGGAGAACACCGAGGACACCAGCCGUGACAUGAACACCCUCUACCAGUCGCCGCACGAGGCCCGGCUGCUCUUUGGGCGGGGCUUCCUUGCUGGCAUCGACCGCCGUGAGCAGAAGAAGGCGGCAGCCGCGCACGAGAAGGAGACCCGUGCGGAGCUGCGGCGCAAGGCUGGUGUGGAGGACCGCCCAGAGGAUGAUGUGGUGGAUAAGAAGAAGGCUGCUGCGGCUGAAAUGUAUGAUGCAUUUGACAUGCGUGUGGACAGGCACUGGUCUGAGAAGGCGCUUGAGGAGAUGACCGAGCGGGAUUGGCGUAUUUUCCGUGAGGACUUCAAUAUCUCCUACAAGGGUUCUCGCAUACCGCGUCCAAUGCGGAAGUGGAGUGAGAGCAAGCUUGGGACUGAGCUGCUUCGUGCCAUUGACAAGGCUGGCUAUGAAAAACCAUCACCAAUCCAGAUGGCUGCCAUUCCACUUGGUCUACAGCAGCGUGAUGUUAUUGGUAUUGCUGAGACAGGUUCUGGCAAGACUGCAGCUUUUGUACUCCCCAUGCUGUCGUACAUUACCCGACUGCCACCCAUAAGUGAGGAUAACGAGGCUGAGGGUCCUUAUGCUGUUGUCAUGGCACCUACUCGUGAGCUUGCUCAACAAAUUGAGGAAGAGACUGUGAAAUUUGCAACCUAUCUGGGCAUUAAAGUUGUAUCAAUUGUUGGUGGUCAGUCCAUUGAGGAGCAGGGUUUCAAGAUUAGGCAGGGCUGUGAGAUUGUAAUUGCAACACCUGGCCGGCUUCUUGAUUGCUUGGAAAGGAGGUAUGCUGUGCUCAACCAGUGCAAUUAUGUAGUGCUUGAUGAGGCUGAUAGGAUGAUUGAUAUGGGCUUUGAGCCACAAGUUGUUGGUGUCCUUGAUGCGAUGCCAUCAAGUAACUUGAAACCUGAGAAUGAGGAUGAGGAACUUGAUGAGAAGAGGAUCUACAGGACAACUUAUAUGUUUAGUGCCACCAUGCCACCUGCUGUAGAGCGUCUUGCUAGGAAGUAUCUCCGGAACCCAGUUGUGGUGACAAUCGGUACAGCUGGCAAGGCCACUGAUCUGAUCACCCAGAACGUGAUCAUGGUGAAGGAGCAAGAGAAGAUGUCACGGCUCCAGAAGAUACUCAUGGAUCUUGGAGACAAGACAGCCAUUGUGUUCUGCAAUACUAAGAAGACAGCGGACAUGCGUGCUAAGGAUCUGGACAAGGCAGGCUUCCGUGUCACAACCCUACAUGGAGGGAAGUCACAAGACCAGAGAGAGAUUAGCCUUGACGGAUUCAGAAACCGACGUUUCAAUGUUCUUGUGGCUACUGAUGUUGCAGGGCGUGGUAUUGAUAUUCCUGAUGUCGCACAUGUGAUUAAUUAUGAGAUGCCUAGUUCAAUUGACACAUACACACAUCGCAUUGGAAGAACAGGACGUGCUGGAAAGAAGGGAGUAGCAACUUCAUUUUUAACGCUGGAGAAUACUGAUAUUUUCUUUGAUCUGAAGCAGAUGCUCAUUCAGAGCAACAGUCCUGUGCCUCCUGAACUUGCAAGACAUGAGGCAUCAAAAUUUAAGCCAGGCUCAAUUCCUGAUAGACCUCCAAGGAGAAAUGACACAGUCUUCGCAAAUCAUUGAAGCGACCUACUGAAGUAGCGGUUGAAGAUCUUUUGGACUAGUAUGAGCGCAAUUUCUACUGGAAAGAGAGGGAUCUAGAUUAGUGUUGAAGAGGUACAAAGACUAUUAUGAUUAGAGAUAUUUUAAUUUAUGUUUGAAAGCUGGCUUUAUAUUGUCAUAACUUUAGUAUGUUUUGGUGAUGAUUUAGCUGUGGACCAUGUGUAUCCUAUCAUAAUUUUGUGCUAUUUUGCAAGCUUUGACAUGGCUGAAUUAUAGUAUUCCCUGUGUAUUUUAUAAAUGCUUUUGGUAUAUUUAGGUAGCAUAUUGCUUCA
This is a messenger RNA of Setaria italica (foxtail millet), 2626 nucleotides long. RefSeq names its product DEAD-box ATP-dependent RNA helicase 21. Gene Ontology annotation, cellular component: catalytic step 2 spliceosome. Gene Ontology annotation, biological process: mRNA splicing, via spliceosome. The transcript has a single exon. The record is from RefSeq and is a predicted model, not a curated record. Gene Ontology annotation, molecular function: ATP binding; RNA helicase activity; RNA binding. The coding region runs from base 81 to 2315 and encodes 744 amino acids. NCBI's taxonomy places the organism in Eukaryota, Viridiplantae, Streptophyta, Magnoliopsida, Poales, Poaceae.